This is a messenger RNA of Equus quagga, 1041 nucleotides long. RefSeq names its product melanoma-associated antigen B16-like. The record is from RefSeq and is a predicted model, not a curated record. Gene Ontology annotation, cellular component: nucleus. The coding region runs from base 1 to 1041 and encodes 346 amino acids. NCBI's taxonomy places the organism in Eukaryota, Metazoa, Chordata, Mammalia, Perissodactyla, Equidae. The transcript has a single exon. Gene Ontology annotation, biological process: negative regulation of transcription by RNA polymerase II.
AUGUCUCAGCGUCAGAAGAAUCCACGAUGCUCACAUGAUCAACGCCUUCAGGUCCAAGGUACGACCCAGGACCUGGAGGUUGCUGAGAUCUCCAAGGCUCUAGAGGAGACCUGUCUCUCCUCCCGUCCUCUAAUGCCUGGCCAUUCGAAGGAGCUUCCUGUUGCUGGUCUGCCCAGCUUUCCUGAGGGUUCUCAGAGUUUCUGCUCAUCUUCCAUUGCCAUCGCAGCUGCCUCAUCAAGCAAAUCGGAUGAGGGCUCUAGUAGCCAGGAAGAGAAGGAUAGCACCUUCCAGGCUAUCCCAGAUCCCAAGAAUGUGCCCAGAGAUGCUCCAGCAGAGAAAGUGGCUUCGUUGGUGAAUUUCUUGCUGCUCAAGUAUCAAAUGAAAGAGCCAGUAACCAAGGAAGAUAUGUUGAAGAUUGUCACCCAGGAAUAUGAAGACCACUUGCCUGAGAUCCUUCUGAAAGCCUCUGAGCACAUCGAGAUGAUCUUUGGCCUUGAUGUGAAGGAAGUGGAUCCCACCAACCACUGCUAUGGCCUCCUCAUCAAAUUGGGCCUCACCUAUGAUGGGAUGCAGCAUGGUGAACAGGGCGUCCCCAAGACCGGCAUCCUCAUCCUUAUCCUGGGUGUGAUCUUCAUGAAGGGCAACCGUGCCACCGAAGAGGAAGUCUGGGAAGUUCUGAAUGUGACGGGCAUCUAUUCUGGCAGGAAGCACCUCAUCUUUGGGGAGCCCAAGCAGCUCAUCACCAAAGAUUUCGUGAAGGAAGAAUACCUGGAGUACCGACAGGUGGCCAACAGUGAUCCUGCGCAAUUUGAAUUCCUGUGGGGCCCGAGAGCCCAUGCCGAAACCACCAAGAUGCAGGUCCUCGAGUUUAUAGCCAAGGUUCAUGCGACUGACCCAAGUUCUUUCCCAUCUCAGUAUGAGGAGGCUUUGCAAGAUGAGAAAGAGAGAGCCCGAGCCAGAAUUGCAGGCAGGGCUGUCUCUACUUCCCUGGCCACUGCCCGUUCUGGGGCCGGGUCUGGCCGUUUCUCCUGCCCCUACUGA